UGCUAGUUUGAUUCUCGGUUUACAAUAAGCGAUAUUCAAUGGCAAACGAAAAAACAGGGAGAAAGUUGAUGCUGUUGAGGUGGAGCCGCUGGAACUCCAAACCAUUACUGAAAGUAUCGAGAAACAAAUGGAUCACAUCAGACGAUCCUUUGGAAGUUGAGGACGGCGAUGUGGAUGUUGUCCGAAUGGAAGUUGUACGUCAAAUGGGGCUAAUAGGCCGCCUAGUUGCUGAAAAACAGCCAAACGUCAAAUCCAUGAAGAUUGCUCUUGCAAAGGCAUGGAAUCUCAAAAAGACCUUCCAGAUUACAAAUCUGGGGGAUAUGUUGUUCGCUUUUCAAUUCAUUGAGCAGGAUGAUAAAAACAAGGUGUGCUUUGGUGGCCCUUGGCCCUAUGAAAACAACCCUCUUAACCUCUUAAGAACCAUGUGGGACACUUAUAUGAGACUAAGGGUGAGCAUAUCCAUUAACAACCCUCUUAAGAAGAAAAUCAAGUUAAACAUAGGAGGGAGAUUGGUGGAGUACCUGGUGAAGUACGAAAAACUUCCUAUCUUCUAUUACUCGUGCGGCAGGAUAGGACAUCCGAAGCUGAGAUGCCCCAAACCAUCUGGGCUAAAUCCUGAUCCGUUUGGUAUGGAACUGAGAGCGGGUCCGCAGGGCCCUCGAAACUGGCUGUCACAUACAACCAAAAAAGAGGAUGUUGAAUUUUGGCAAAGUUGAGGAGGAAAUUCGACAUGGAGACUUGGAGAGCAUAGGGUCUAACUCAGAUAAGGAAAUGCCUCAUGCAGAAGAAGUAGCUGUGCAACAGAAUACAACCCAGUUAGAGAAUGAUGCUGAAUUGGAAAAAAAUAAGCCAGCAGAAGACAAUCAGAAAGAAGAGCAAAAGAUACUCAAAGAUGGGAAAGCACAGUUAGAAAAACAGGUGAAUACCUCCCUCUCCCAAAACCCCAGCUUAGGACGUUUUGGUCUAGGAGAAGCCCUGCAAAGUUUUGUGAUGGGUGCGAGUGGUGUAAUACCAGGAAAACAAAAUAUAGGCGGGGUGUGGAGAAGGCAGGAACAAGUCAAAAACAUACCCACAGAGCCAACCCAGAUCACCCCGCAAAAAAGGCUUGCAAAAGAG
This is a messenger RNA of Linum trigynum, 1116 nucleotides long. The record is from the annotation of a GenBank genome assembly. NCBI's taxonomy places the organism in Eukaryota, Viridiplantae, Streptophyta, Magnoliopsida, Malpighiales, Linaceae.